Hippocampus comes (tiger tail seahorse) is the source of this 5197-nucleotide messenger RNA. RefSeq lists its product as uncharacterized. The transcript is spliced from 23 exons. Lineage: Eukaryota; Metazoa; Chordata; Actinopteri; Syngnathiformes; Syngnathidae. The record is from RefSeq and is a predicted model, not a curated record. The coding region runs from base 281 to 5197 and encodes 1638 amino acids.
AAGAAGAAGAAGAAGAAGAAGAAGAAGAAGAAGAAGAAGAAGCGGCAGCGGCAGCAGGCAACACACCGACUACUUGGUCGAACACGUCUCAUUUUUCGUCACACUGGUUCUUUCUCAUACUUUGCAUUUGAAGUGUAUAAGGCAGCUGGAAAAAAAGAAGAUUAACCAGCAACAUUUCUCCCACCGAGGUCGAGUUCCGGGCGUGAUGUUUGACGUCCUCGUGACGUUCCUCAACUCGUUCGGCUCCUAGCUUAGCUCACUAGCACAAGACAGCGACGCGAUGGGUCGAGGACGAAAGCCCGACCGAGACGGACAGCCACUUCCGGGUUGUUGGCCGCCGCCACACGGAGAAUGGGGCCCUCCUCCUCCUCCUCCAGGAGGAGAAUGGGGCCCUCCUCCUCCAGGAGGAGGGUGGGGUCCUCCUCCGGGAGGAUGGGGCCCGCCGCCGCCGCCGCCCGGGGGAUGGGGCUGGGGCCCUCCUGCCGGAGGAUGGAGCCCACCGCCGCCGGGGGGCUGGGGGCCCCCUCCUCCCGGAGGCUGGGGCCCUCCCCCUCCCGAGGGCUGGGGCCCACCACCACCCGGAGGCUGGGACCCCGGCCGACCCCCGUCACCGGGCUAUGGGCCUCAUCCCGAAUGGAUGCCUCCCCCGCACUGGGACCCCGACAUGCCUCCUCCUCCUCCUACUGGCUGGGAAUAUCCCGGCUGGGGCCCGUGCGGUCCGGCGCCCCCUCCCUGCCUUCCUCCACCUCCAGAUGCGGGUGCAGCGGUCCCCCCUCCGGGUUGCGCGCCCCCCUUUGGCUUCCCGGGAUACCCGCCCCCAGACUUGACACCCGCGCAGGAAGCGACGACCGACCCGUCGCCGGAGCAGCCCGAGUGGAUCAAAGCGUUGAUUUCGACCACGGACAGCGCCCCGGCGGAAAGUAAGCCGGAGGCCGUCGAGCCGGCGGCCGUCCCUAAAACCGCGGCGGCGGCGGCGGCGGACCUUGCCCCCGCGGCAGAAGUCGGCGGGUUGGCCAAGGUCUUCGGACUGCUGGGAAAGCGAUCGUUUGACAAGCCGCCGGCGGGCAGAUCAACGGGCAUCAUCUCCUUCAUCGGGCCCACGUUCGGCCACAUCCAGCGGGAAGAUAUGGAAAAGUUCACCUUUGACUUCGGGGUCUUCUUCGGGAACCCCAAAGCCAUGAAGCCCGGCGUGCGAGUGCACUUCACCGCCUGCGUCUUGAAGAAUGCCCAGAUCGCGACGGACGUGAAGGUGGCGCCGGGCGGCACGGAGAACGUGGAGCCGGACAUCUACGAAGGCGUGGUCAGCCAGCCCAUCGUGGAGGCCCAGGCCGGCGAGCGGCAGUUGCCCGGUCAGGUGCACGUGGACAUCGUGCCGGUGAGGACCAACCUGCCGUUCGACAGCAAGGACAGCGCCGUCACCCUGCUCAAGAACGACCGAGUUCUCGUCAACCUGCUGAGGGACAUCGUCACCGACAAGAGGCGCGCCACCAACAUCCGCCCCAAGCUCCCCGAAACCUUCCAGUUUACCAAGGAGACCCGUGAGACGGGCACCAUCGUCAGCUUGGGCGACGGCGGAGGCGUCAUCAGGUCGGACGCGCGCGGCGAGCUUCCCUUCGACGUCAAAGAGAACUUGAGCGACGUGGACUUCACCCCCGAGGACGUCAACGAAGAAGUGGAGUUCACCCUCCACAAGGUGCGAGCGGGCGAACGGGCCGUUCGCAUCCGACGGGUGAAGGAGUCUCUCCUGCUCACCCUCUGCAGCCCCGUCUCAAAGGUCCUGCCCGCGCCGGCGGCGAAGGUCCGGGCGCCGCCGGCCAACGCGUGGCUGGACCCCGAGCUGUACGAGGGCGUGGUCAGCCAGCCCAUCGCCGAGGCCGCGGACGAUAAGCCGGCCUACCCGGGGCAGAUCUUCGCCAACAUCGGACCGCUCCACACCAACGUGACCUUUGAUCGCGGGGACUGCGGAGUCACGCUGCUGAAGGACGACCGCGUGCUCCUCAGCCUGCUGGUGGACACCGAGACCCGGAAGAAGCGCGCCGCCAACAUUCGACCCAAGAUCCCCUUCACCUUCGUCCAUACUAACGAGAAGCGAAAACUGGGCGUCAUCAGGAGCCUGACGGAGUCCGAGGGCAUCCUGGCCUCCGAGGAGCACGGGGAUCUGCCCUUCCGCCUCUGCGAGAACUUCAGCGACACGGAGUUUGACGCCCAAGACGUCAACAAGGAGGUGGAAUUCACCCUGUCCCAGGUGGCGGACGAGAAGAGAGCGAUCAGACUUCGUCGGACCAAGAUGGUGGCGGACCGAAUUCUGAUGGAGAAGAAGAGACGGGAAGAGCAGCGGGAGGAGGACGUGAAGAAGAAGAAGAGGGAGGAGGAGGAGGAGCAAAAAACUAAGAAGCGCAAGGAGGCGGCGUCUGCGGCGCUUGCCGCCGCCAAGGACAAGUGGACUCCGCUGGGCUUCAGCGUGCCCGUUCCCGACAGCCAGCUGGAAAUCAGCAAGGAACGCUUUGACGGCACCAUCCUGAAAGCAGCCGGAAGACGGCGCGGCAAAAAGGAGCCCCCGGACGAACAGGUGAAAAUCGAGGCGGAGGAAUUGAAGAUCAAGCAGGAAGAGCAGGCGACGACGACGGAGGAGGACGUGAAGGUCAAGGAGGAGGAAGCGGACGCCAAGCAGGAAGCGGACGGCGAGGGAAAGACGGACGAGAUUCAAGGCGGCGCCGGCAGCCCCGAGGAGGCGGGGCUUCUGGUGAUGACCGUCGACGGUCGCCAGAAGCGGCUUCCUUUCGGCCCCGACGACCUGCUCUCCGCCGCCACCAUGUUGACCGGCGACAAGGUGCGCUUCAACGUGGCGACCCAUCGGGAGACCAAAGAAGAACGGGCCGCUUUCGUGGAAAUCCUUUCCGCCACCUUUGAAGAGUCCACGGAGCAACGACGGCACGGCAUCGUCAUCGAGUUCUCCGAGGAUCGCGGCCUCAUCAAGUGCGCGCAGAACCCUCGGCUCUUCUUCCGCUUGUCGGAAGUGAUUGGAAAAAAGAAGCUGCAGCUGAACGAGAAGGUGGAGUUCAGCGUGGUCCCGCAUGACCAAGCGGCGGGCGGCCACCAGGCCAUCAGGAUCAAACAUUGCACCGACAACGUUUUCCUGCCGGCCAGAAAACUCUGCGCCGUCGCCGCUGGCAAAGGGAAGAUGACCAUCAAGCUCGCCAAAGCUUCAGAAGACUCUAAGCGCGAGGUGCCAAACGCGGACCGGCUGAAGACGGUGGUGAAACAAUUGCGGGCCCCGGUCAAGCCGAGCGCGGGCCCGUGCCGCGCCUACAGCAGGAGUCGCAGUCGCAGCCCCCCCACCGACAAAUUCGGAAGAGAAAUCAAAAGGAGGCGCAGCUCCAGUCGAGAACGCCAACGCAAAAGCGGCCGGCAGAGACGAACCGCGAGUCGGGAAAGGUCCCGCCGACGUACGAAAAGUCGCAGUCGCAGCAGGAGCCCGAGCGGAGAAAGAUCUGGAAAGAGAAGAAGCAAAGUGGCUGGAGAGCAGGGAGGAGGACACAAGAGGAGGAGGGAGCGCAGCCCCCCUGCCAGGGCUCGCGGCGGAGCCGUGGAUGACGAGCUGGCCAGAAAGAAGCGAGAAUUGGAGGAGCUCAACGAGAUGAUCGCCUUCAAGAAGUCGCUGAUGGAUCCCCGAGGCCCGGAGCCCGGACGGCGGACGUGCAUCGACUACGACCACGGCCGCGUCGCAAACCCUUUGGCCGACUUCAGACCGGUCCGUUCCAUUUUGAAGAAACCGCCGGAGGACCCCGAGUACCCUCGCCGCCUCCCUCCCACGUACGACGAUCCUUACUACGACGGGCCGCGCUCGGGCGAGCGCUAUUCUGACAGCUACGCUCGCGCCUUCGCCGGCCGGCCGUACGAUCUCGUGACGUACGAAAGCUCCUCCGCCGCCGGCCAGCGUUACACGGACCGCUACGACGUUUACGACCAGCCCUAUGACGAUCCGUGCCACGAGCCGACGUAUGCGGACCGCCCCCCUCGCGGCCCCUACGCAAAGAACCGGGCUCCGGAAGCUCGCGCGCCGCCGUCGGCCUCCGUCCCCUCGUCUUUGCCGACGACCUUCGGGCCGCCCUCUCCCGCUCCGCCGCCGUCCAAAAGCCCCUCGCCGGGCCGCGCGGACGCGACGCCGGCCGCGGUCCCAAAGCCCCCGCUGGAUCGCUUCCUCGAUAUGCUUCAAAAGAAGGCCAUUCCGGAAACCCCGCCGGAGCCGGUUCCGGUUCCGGCCAACGACGAACUCCUGCCGCACGAGCGGGCGCUGGAAGACGGCAAAGGCUUCUCUCGGAUCGUCGGUCUGGCCGGAGGAUCGCCGAGCGGCCGCGUCGGCGGGGAGGAUGAGAACGAAUCGCCUUCGGCGGAGAGCAAGACCGCCUCUUACGGCCAGAUCCAGACUUUGUUGCGGACCCUCGGCCUGAAGCUGACCGCGGCGGACGUGGCGCGGCUGGCCAACGGUGCCUCCGAGGCCUCGUCCGGCGCGAGAGAGGGGUGGGAGCAAGCCCUUCGACUUCAGGCUGACGCCGUGCCUUCCCUCUCCCCCGCCGGAUCGUGCGACGCGGAGGCCCCCGUUCGGAGGAAAGGUGUCUGCGAGUAUGAAGAAUUCCUCGAUCAACAAGAGUUGGAGAUGCUGAAAAAGGCUCGAGAGCUGCAGGAUCUUACCAAGACCAUGGCGAGCACGUCGUCGACUCCCGGGCCUCCGCCCGCACGCUACCGCCAUCCGUCCCCUCCGGUCAACUGGCCCCUGGAGAUUUCCCCCAAAGCUUCUCCCCCCGUCCGAGGGACGUCGCCGUCGGCGACCGCCGGCGAGGGGCGGUCCGACAUCUCCGCGACGGUGGCCAAAUGCCUGAAGGUCAUCGAGAGCGUCAAGUCUUUGACUGCCACGGCGGCGGCGAGAACGCUCAAAUCGGUCCAGUUCAGUUUCCCGCAGGAGCCGGCGAUGACCUCCGGUCCCGCCGGCUCUCCGGAGCGAGUCGGCGACGUGAAAAGCGGGCGCCCAGAGAAGCUGGAUUUGUACAAGCGGAAGAUGGCGGACCCGCAAGGACAGCGGUCCAAGGACGCUCGAGCGCACAAAAGACAAGGCGACGGCGCCGCCAUUGCCCCAGCUAGCACCUCGUUUUACAUCGCCGCUGCCGACUGGGAGCAGCGCUCACUAAAGGGCCCUUAA